Aspergillus steynii IBT 23096 is the source of this 801-nucleotide messenger RNA. RefSeq names its product HpcH/HpaI aldolase family protein. The record is from RefSeq and is a predicted model, not a curated record. NCBI's taxonomy places the organism in Eukaryota, Fungi, Ascomycota, Eurotiomycetes, Eurotiales, Aspergillaceae. Gene Ontology annotation, molecular function: aldehyde-lyase activity. Gene Ontology annotation, cellular component: cytoplasm. The coding region runs from base 1 to 801 and encodes 266 amino acids. The transcript is spliced from 4 exons.
AUGGCAUACCCAUCAGCUAUGACCAGCCUACUUCACAACCCCCAUCUCCGCCUCCUCAAUGCCCUCCGAUCCAACGCAAAGCCAAUCAUGACAUUCCUGGGUCUUCCGUCUUUCCGAACUGCUCAAAUAGUGGCACAGACCGGCGUCGACGGCAUCAUCAUCGACUGCGAACACGGCCACAUCAGCGAUGACUCCAUGCACAGCUCUACAGCAGCUAUUGCCUCUCUUGGCAUCUCCCCACUCGUUCGCCUCCGAAUGACGCACUCGGACCUGGUCAAACGGGCGUUAGACGCCGGUGCUCAUGGCAUCGUCGUUCCUCAAAUCAACACCGCAGAAGAAGCAAAGGCCGUGGUUCAAUGCUCUAAGUUUCCGCCACAGGGCAGCAGGGGCCAGGGCUCUGCUUUCCCGGCCAUCACGCAUGGCAUCGAUAUCCCGACUUAUUUGAAAACGGCGAAUCAGACGCUUAUCACUUGUUUGCAGAUUGAGUCGAAAGAGGGGGUUCAGAAGGUUGAUGAGAUCUGUGCGGUGGAUGGGGUUGAUAUGCUAUUCAUCGGGCCAAAUGACUUGGCCCUGUCGGUUCUUGGAUAUGUCCCUGCGAAGGGCGAUGAGCCGGAGUUCGUCGACGCCAUAGAUAGGAUCGUGGCGGCCGCGAGGAAGCAUGGGAAAUGGGUGGGCCGGUUGUCGAAUGAUGGGGAAGCGAGCAAGGAGCAUCUGAAGGUGUUUGAUACGGUGGCUAUGAGUUAUGAUAUUCGGGGGCUUCAGAAUUGGUAUGUUUCGGAGUUGAAGGUGGCGAGGUCAUAG